This is a messenger RNA of Rubroshorea leprosula, 1847 nucleotides long. The record is from the annotation of a GenBank genome assembly. NCBI's taxonomy places the organism in Eukaryota, Viridiplantae, Streptophyta, Magnoliopsida, Malvales, Dipterocarpaceae.
CGGAUACCAUAGCCGCCUCUCUUUCACAUUACACCUCCAAUUCACCUAGAAACCCAUUAAAGUUCCCAUUUUUCAUUUCUGUUCCCUUCACUUGGACUGCUUUUUCUUUGUGAAUCAGGAAUUGAGGUUGAAGGUUUUUUCUGUUUCUUUCAUCUGGGUUGCUUUGUUUUUGUAGAUCAGGAAGUGGGUCGUCUUCAUCUUCUCGGUUUAAUCCUAAAAAGAUAAAAUCCAUGGACUGGUGUUUCGGGAGUUGUAUUGAUGAUCUAGUUGUUCCCAAAGAUCAAGAAUUAUCAGACAGGUUUCCAACCCCAGAAAGUUGGCCAAAAUGGGAAAUUAAUGCCCCUGGAAACAUGGAGUCACAAAACGAAUGCUUCAUUUUGAAUACAAAUUUCGCUCAGGAAUAUCUAGUCUUGAGUGGUAAAAGUUUAUAUAAUGAAGUUGAAAUGGAAUCUUCCGUCAGUGCUAAAGAUGAGUCUUGUUCAAGUGUUUGCGGAGGAUCAUCUCAGGAGUCUCUUAAUCAGGCACCAAUUUCUCAUCGACAGUUAGAUUACCAGCUUGAUGAACUCUCCAGAUUCCAACAGAUGGAUGACAUAUUCUUGAAUUCUUUGCUUGAGGAUGUGCCAGGGAGUGAAGAUAGUGUCAAAUCAUAUUCCCGUUCUCCUGAUUCUCAAUGCGACAUGAUGCCAACAGAUAAUCUCUUGGGAGAUAUGUUUUCAAAUUGUCAAAGCAUUUCAAGCAACCAACAAAGUGUAGGAAGCUCUAAGUAUCUCAAAACAAAUGCAUUUUCUCCUACUCAGAGUUUGCAGAAAGUGGAAGUUCCUCCUUUGUACAGUAGUCCAUCCACCUUGGAGAAAAAUAAUAGCCUAACGUUAAAGUAUUUGAAUAAGGUACCACCUGCCAACAAUACAUCCCCUCCAGAGAAAAGUUGCAUCGAUGAAAAUAUCACUCCAGGACCAUCAUCUCUUGAGGAAUUUAUUUUGCAGGAACUUGAAUCUGUCAUGACACAGAUACCUCAUAAGACUCGAAUUUGCUUCCGUGAUGCCUUCUUCCGCCUUGCCAAGAACUCACAACAAAAUCUGGUGGCACGCAACCAAAGAAGAAACUUUUCCUUGGAAACUGAAUUCCCAACCCAUGAUGCUAAGAUUAGGUCUGAAAGAAAGAAUGGAGUUGAAUCAGAGACCAACACCAUUGAUAUAGUCAUUACAAGCUUCACAUUGAACAAGAUGGAAGUUAACUUCCAGGAUUUUCCUGUAUUAAAGCACAGGUUCACCAAGGCAAGAGAAGCACUGAAGCACAGCUCAAAUCAGUCAGAGAUUCAUUUUUUCCCCCAGUCAUCUGUUAUGCCGAGGGAUGUUGAAGUUCCCAACGUAUUUUGGCAACAUGCAGUCACCAACGGCAACAGAUUAACAUGAUCAAUACAGUUUAAGAAAUGCUGCAGGGGUGAGAAGCUUUCAGCAUUAAUACAUAAUGGAGUUUUGCUAGAAACAAAUUAGAAUGAUGGCUUGGAAGGAGAGAUUCAAGAAAUGAAGCCUUUUUGAACUAGAAAUUCUGCUUCUUUAAGUUGUCUAUGUUUCUUCUAGAACUAGAAUGUGUAUAUACCAGUUGCUUAUUACUUGCUGCAUCUGCACAGCUCAGUUCAGUUUUGGUCUCAGUAUCUGUUUAAGCUGAUUCAAUCACUGAAAUUAGUCUGCUUUCUUUGUUUUCGUAGUCCUUAGCAAUGCCAUUUAUUAUUUGUAUGCUAAUGAUUUUACAAUCAUCUUGUUAUACAAGUACAACCACUCUCUGUGCCUAAUUUCAUAUUUAUAACGACCAUUCAUAUUGUUAUUCAAUAAAUGAAAUCUUGUGUC